GGGUUCUAUACGAACCCUGUGGUCCUUAGAGAGUCUGUUAGUGAGUUUGCGGGUAGGUCUACGUGGUGAGGAGUGGGACUAUCCUGUCGUGCACCUAUCACCAUGGAGGAUUACCCGAUGUACGGGUUGCUCGUGCGGUUCUCCCUUUGGGGGACCCUUUGGCAUUUCAUUUUCCCAUUGGGAUUCUGGAACACGUUUUCGUGUGGGGUAGAGACACGUACGGGGACGGGUACCACGCCCUACAUGGCCGAGCAGGAAGCAAAGGCCGCCGCCAUCUUCAAAGAGAGGAGAGAGAAGAAGGAGGCCAAGAAGAAGGCCUUGCUGGAGGCGCAAGCGGCGAAGUUGAAAAAUAUAGAGGAGGAGAUGGUUAGAGAGAAUGAGAGGCUGAAGAAAGAAGAAGAAGCGAAGUUAAAAGAAGUGGAAGAGGAAGAAGAAAAAGAAGUAGAAGAGGAGCCACUGGAGAGAGGAAGAAGAGGAAACAGAGGGGAGUCUAGUGAGACAAAGGAAGACUUGAUGGAGAAGAAGAUUUUAGAGUCGGUUGCAGGACUGACCCUGGGAGAGGAUGAGGAGGCGUUAAUGUAUGUGCCCAGGGACGAGCAGGAGGCGGUCGUGCGAGAGUGGGAAGCUGAAGGACACCCACUCAAGCGGCGAGUGCUAGAAGAUGAGAAGAGGAUGGAGUGGAAGUUCCGCCUCACUUGGGAGAGGAAGAGGAGAAUGGAGGCGGCAACAGAGGUGGCGAAGGAGUUGGAAGAGAUUCGGAAGCAGAGGGAUAAAAUGGCGGUCCAAGUAGAUUUAUUGGGGAAGGUAAAGAUCGUGGCUAAGAACGUGGAACGCCUGGCAAAGGUCGAGGAGGGGCAGCUUUUAUUUGGUAGAGGCCAGGACAUUGCAGUGCAUUCAAUACGGUCGGGACUUAGGGACUUUGCUCGGGAGUUGGCCAUGCAGGUGGGCUCGCAUGUGACCGCCCGCCUCGAGGGCACUGAACGAUACUGUGCUGGUGCCAUUGAGGGCACCAAGCUGACUGCCCCAAAGGAAGAAGAAGCACGUCCCCGUAGAGAGCUGGUCAAAGUUGAGUUUCCUGAUUCCUAUAGUGGAAAGAAGGAAGAGAACCUUGACAAUAAGGAGGCCAACGUUAAAACGUACGUGCAUCUGCAGAAGGUGUCCCCCGAUGAGCAGGUCCUAAUCGCCAUCCAUGCGUUAAAGGAAGAAGCCGCCAGUUUUGCACGCUCCUUAGUCCGCGCUGCUAAUUGCAGCGACGAUGUGGUUGCCUACUCUGCCUUUACCCCCCUCGCUUACUUUCUUAAGUUGCUGCGCGAACGAUUUGCAGAUGUCUCGCGCAGUGUCAGAGCCUCUGAUCGAUUGCAGACUAUCCACUCUCGUCAGUGGAGGAGUGCCAAGGCACUCAAGGGAGUAAUGGACGAGCUAGUGGCUGUUCCUGACCAUGGGGUCACAGAGACCCAACUGGACUGCACGUCUGCUAUGAAGAAGCUGAAGCAGACACUAAUAGAGUAUCCAGUCCUUAAGGUGGCCGAUCCGUCCUUACCCUUUGUCGUCACUACGGACGCCAGUCCGUACGACAUAGGUGUUGUUCUGCAGCAAGACGAUGGCAAUGGUUAUAGACCCGUAGAGUUCAUGUCUGCCAGGAUGCCUUCAGAGAAGGUAGCGACAUCUACCUACGAGAGGGAACUCUACGCUCUCAGGCAAGCGUUAGACCAUUGGAAGCACUACUUGCUUGGGAGGCACUUCAAGGUCUAUUCAGACCACGAGACAUUGAGGUGGUUGAAGACGCAGGCCAAGAUGACACCUAAGCUUACUAGGUGGGCCGCAGAGAUAGACCAGUAUGAUUUUGAGCUCAAGCCAGUCAAGGGGAAAUAUAAUGUAGUUGCGGACGCUCUGAGUAGGAGAGCUGACUACUUUGGAGCGAUAGUCCACUAUCUGGACAUAGGGAGGGACCUGCAGGAGAGGGUUAAAGAGGCGUAUGCGCAGGACCCUAUUUAUAGUGACCUCCUCAAGAAAGUAAAGGAGGCCCCAGAGACUGAGCCCGAUUACUGCACUACUGACGGACUGUUAUUUGAGAAGACUAACGUAGUUGACCGUCUGUGCAUUCCCAAUAGUGAGGAGAUCCGUAGUCUGAUCUUAGGAGAAUGUCACGAUACAGAGGGUCAUUUUGGUUGGCAAAAGACUCUAGCCAAUCUAAUGCACGUGUACACCUGGCCAGGAAUGAAGAAUGACUGCAUAGAGUAUGUCCGCAGUUGUAAAGUUUGCCAGCGGAAUAAGACUAUUACGCGUGCCCCACUAGGUCUUCUCAGACCCUUGCCUAUUCCCGAUCAGCCAGGAGAUUCGGUGUCCAUUGACUUCAUGGACGCUGGCGUCAAGAGUAGGCAUGGCAAGAGCCAAGUCAUGGUGAUAGUCGAUAGAUUUAGCAAGUAUGCUGUUUUUAUACCUUUGCCUUCAGAGGCACGGACCGAGUUAGUGAUCCGUAAGUUCUUUGAACAUUGGGUCAGUGAGCACGGGGUCCCAUUGUCCAUAGUUAGUGAUAGAGACACCCGGUUCACGAUUCAGAACUGGCAGGAGUUGAUGAGAGUCUAUGGCUCUAAGUUGCUAAUGUCGUCUGGCUGUCAUCUAGAGACCAACGGUCAGACUGAACAGAUGAAUAAGAUCCUGCAGCAAGUUUGAGGAUGUACAUUAGACCAGAUCAAGUUGAUUGGGACGAGAUGCUCCCCAAGGUAGCCAAUGCCUACAACAAUAGUGUGCAUUUGUCUACAUGUCGCACUCCCAACG
This is a messenger RNA of Chara braunii, 2778 nucleotides long. The record is from the annotation of a GenBank genome assembly. NCBI's taxonomy places the organism in Eukaryota, Viridiplantae, Streptophyta, Charophyceae, Charales, Characeae.